This is a messenger RNA of Lizanozyma spartinae, 294 nucleotides long. RefSeq lists its product as uncharacterized. The record is from RefSeq and is a predicted model, not a curated record. Bases 1 to 294 code for a protein of 97 amino acids. Lineage: Eukaryota; Fungi; Ascomycota; Pichiomycetes; Serinales; Debaryomycetaceae. The transcript has 2 exons.
AUGAGUUUGGAUAACUACGAAAACCAUUCAAGACCAGAGUUGGUAUCAUUUGAUGAUAUCAACUAUGAAACUUUGGCUGAUGUGCAGAAGGCAAGAUCAUCUAUGAAUAGGGAACAGUGGAUAAGAACCUAUGCUUUGAGAGUGACCAGAGACGCAUUAAUAAAGUGUAAGCAUUAUCAUCAAGAAGAUGCCCAAGAAAUGUGCAAGCCCAUUACCUUGAAAUAUUUAAAGAUGAUUGAAGAUCACAGAUUGGAAGGUUACUUGGGCUAUCAAAAGAAUGAUCCUUCAAAGUAG